AUGUUCCGCAGCCCACCUUGUAUCAGAAAUGCCUUGUUGAAGCCGACAUUCACUUGCUGCAUUCGCACACUUUCCACAUCGUCCGCCCUGCUCGAGAAGCCACUGCCACCACGGAUCGUGAUACCAGAGAAAGAUAUCAUAGAGACCUUCUUGAAGGGUUCAGGUCCAGGCGGGCAGAAGAUCAACAAGACGUCUUCGGCGGUGCAGUUGAAGCACUUACCGACAGGAAUCGUGGUGAAGAAUCAAGAGACUCGAAGCCGUGAUCAGAAUCGCAAGAAUGCAAGGCGAAUCUUGGGCGAGAGACUGGAGGAAAUAGAGAAGGGCCCGCUGGCACGCACAGCGCUAAAGGCUGAGAAGAUCAGAAAGAAGAAAGCGAGUGCAACAAAGAAGUCCCGGAGAAAGUAUCGUCAACUCGAGGAGCAAGCUGCGGGUGCAGCAAGCCCAGAGUCCGGCAAGGAGGAGAGAUACGAGGAUACCAGCAAGGCGCAUGCGGCAGAUGUUGGCGCAGAGCAAACAAAGCAGAGCCAACCUACUGUCAGCACCGAUGGUAGCAAUGGGUGA
Molecule: messenger RNA, 561 nt
Organism: Cercospora beticola
Lineage: Eukaryota; Fungi; Ascomycota; Dothideomycetes; Mycosphaerellales; Mycosphaerellaceae
Gene: RSO55
Product: Rso55p
Biological process (GO): translational termination
Cellular component (GO): mitochondrion
Molecular function (GO): translation release factor activity
Source: RefSeq, a predicted model, not a curated record